UUAGUUGCUUAAAUCAACGUUAUGAUAAUUGCAUGUGUUUGAUUUAUUUGUUCGAUAAUAAAUAUAACUGUAAAAUAGUGAACAAUUAAUUUACAGAAAUUUAAUUAAUUAGUAAUAACUGCAUAAAACAUAUUAAUUUAGUUUUAGAAAAUUGUGAAAAAUCAUUGCCAUUAAAUUCGCGUUUUCAAAAGCUUUAUUCCAUUAUCCUCGUGAAAUAUUUUCUCUCCCUCUCCCGUAGCGAGUGUGGUGCGUGUCCUUAUACAUAUUAGUCACUCUCUGACAUUGUAUGUAGUUUUGUGUUUCGCGAUUCGUUAAGUGGCAUAAUUCCAUAACUAAAAAUCCCUGCUCGAAAUGCAACUAGAUAGAAGAACAUCAAGAUUAUACCAAUUAAAGAACGUUUUUCUAAUGGGUUAUAUUUGGUAUAUCCAUAGGAAUUGCAAGAACUGCGAAAUGCAAAAAUGUAAUGAAUUUAAAAAGGAAUAAAUCAACAAUAUUUGGCUUGGGUGAAAGUAACACUUGCUUCUUUUUUAGUAUUAUCAAAAUCUGGAUUUGUUACAAACAUGAACAGUAAUCAAGUAACUAUUAUUGAAGACAUGAGAAAUGAUAUUUUUCAACCAAUAUCUGCCCACUAACAAACCUCUUUUGGCACACUGAAUUCUUACAAUAUCGAUCCAAUUCAAAUAUAAUUUUUACGGUGUAUUAAUCUGAAUAUGCACCCCAAAAGAAAUAAGGCGCACAUUUCCCAAUCCCUAAUUGUUUAUAAAAUUAUAAAAGUGUGUAUAGUAUAUAUGAACGUAGAAAUCGGGGUUUUAUGAACAAGCAAUUAAUCGUUUUGCUUGACAGAAUGAGUUAAAUGAAAGUACAUACAAUUUUUCUAAAUGCUGACCAGCUGUUUAGCCAUUGCUUCAAGCACGAACACCUCGAAGAUAGCUGCAAAUGAUGUGUUCGCCGUCAUUAAUGCUAAUCUAGAUGAUGAAAAUUUUCACACUGAAUUUACAAAUUCUUUGGAGGCAAACACAAAUACAUUUCAAAGAGUAUCGAUGACGAAGCAAUUAGCUACCAGUUCACCUACAACAAAUGGUGAUCGAAAUGCCAGUAACUUUGUUUUAGCCCCUUUGGCCCCACUAGCUAAUAAUGAUGCAUCACUGCGGGGUAAAACCGAUUCGACUGGCACUGAGGCGGAUAUUUGUAAUACUGCAAAAGUGUUGCAAAAAAAUAACAGUAAUUAUUUAACUUUAUUGCCAAAGUCACAAGCUGCAAAUAGCUUGGCCUCAAUCAAUUCAGCAAAUGAUGAAGCUUCUUUAAGAAAGACAGUGGAUGAUACUAAUGGUCGUUCAGCGGCGCUGGAACGUGCCUACGUUCAUGACGUUUAUGAGAAUUGUGAUGAACCAUCCGGCGCUAUUCGACCACGAAUAGCACAAUUUCUAAAUAAUUUAGAUCCUGGUGCCGUGGUGUGUGAUGUCGGCUGCGGUAAUGGUCGUUAUCUUGCUCAUGGAAAUCGUUCUAUUUGUACAGUUGGAGUAGAUCGUUGUUAUCGAUUGAGCAAAGUGGCACGUGAAAAAGGAGGAGAGGUUAUAAUGUGCGAUAAUUUGGAGCUACCAUUUAGAGAUAAUUCAUUUGAUGCAGUUCUUUCGUUGGCUGUUGUUCAUCAUUUUGCUACCACUGAGCGUCGAGUAAACGCUCUCCGGGAGCUGGCACGUGUUUUGCGCAUUGGUGGUCGUGUCAUUAUAACGGUAUGGGCACUUGAACAGAGACACCGUCGUUUUGAGUCACAAGAUGUUCUCAUUCCAUGGCAGCCUCCCAAAAUUCGUAAUAUGAGCUGUUCGGAUGAAGAGGAUGAUGAAAGCUUCUUACCACCUUACCAUGCUUACACGGAGGACUCAACAAACUCAAGUCGUUCCGCUGGUGAUGGCGAUAGCUCAAGUUUAUCCUCAUCAUCGCCUGGUGAAUCCUGCUACAGUUUUGUGCGACGUGCUAUUCAAAAACUUGCUGCUGGUCGCAAGCAUCCUUGGUUUUUGGACUCGUGGGCAUCGAAAGAAACCAAAAAUGAUAGUAGUCUUGACUUCGAAGAUGUUAAAGACUUACCAAUCGAACUUCGACGACUUGAAGACUUCGAAGAUUUUUACGAUCCUCCACUUUCUGCAGGAUUGAAGUCUCGUAGCCUUGGUAGCAUCCUAAAUCCACCUCCUCGCCAAAUUGUGCGUUCGCGAUCCAGUGUACCUAGCUUGGGCGGUACUCUCUUUCAUUUGGAUAUGAGUUACAAAUCUGGAAUACCUGCAUCAACCCAUUCAAUGCAAAACAGUCAACAUUUCCAUACCAAGGAUUUAAGUGUAGCACCAGUUAUUGUCACCAAAACCAAUGUAUCUCCCACAAAAUCCAUGAAUGCAGUAAUUUUGAAAAAUAUAAAUAACAGCACUCCACUAGGUCGACGCCCAAAGCUGAUAAAACAAAAACAAUCAUUUUGUGAUGAAGAAUGCCAACUGCCAGAAAAUUCUUUUCAUAUAAAAAGUACAUAUAAUAAUCAUAGUGCCAGUAAUAGUUUGUAUUUACGUAAUCGCUGCUACUUCAACGGCAAUAAUAUUAACGUUAACUCACAAACUCUAGGAAAAAUGCCUGUUAUUGAUAAUUUGCACCAUCAAUCUCCCCUUACCGCCCGCCAAAUGAUGCAAGCAAGUAUCUUUUUACGCAAACAAAGUUCAUUGAAUGAAGAACUUAUGGCCGUUAACCGAUUGCGUGAAAAAGAGGGAGUUCGGAAACGCAUUCAAAAACAGACGUCGUUAAAUGAAGCAUUUCUCUGUCAAUCAACUACGCUUUCUAAAAAAUUUCAUAUCAUCAGAGAGAACUUCACCAAGAAAGUGAAAACUUCAACAGGUAGCUUUGAGCGGGUCACAAAAACAGGAUUAAACAAAUUAGUACAGAACUUUUCGUCUUAUAUAUCACCAGGCACAAUUAAUUCCGAUCUGACGGAAAAAGUAAUCAGCGAGAGUCAAGAAAACAGUGCCGAACAGUCACAUUCAAACGUUCCAAAAUGCAAUAAAUAUCACCAUCAUCAUCAUUAUCAGUAUGCUCAACACCAGCAAUCAUUAAAUCUCCAAAAUUACCAAUGUCAAUCACGUACCUUCAUAAACACCCACGAAACAGGUUCACAGGCAUCACAUUAUCAAAAACAAUUGUCGGUCGGUAGUGUAGUCAACAAAUAUGCUGGUCCAGUCACAUAUUGCAACAAUGCAGAGUGUUCUAACUCGGGCUGUUAUUGCAGUACAUACCACUAUGUGGGUUGUAAUACCUUUUCCACUACUAACGAUGGUUUUGAAAAUAUGGAUGGGGAGUCACGUCGACACUCUAAAGAGUCCGGUUCAGAUUCUUCUAAGGACAGCAGCUUGCAGUCGGAUACAAGUAUUGAGUCUGAAGAUAGUUUUGCCUCAGUUAUUUUCAUACCGAAGCCAGAACAGCAACAGCAGCAACUUAACUAUCAUCAAAGUUCAAAUUCGAGUUCAAGUAAUUCGUCGUCCAGUAACGGUGGAGGGGGAUGUCGCACUUACGGAAGUUGUUGCCAACACAAAAAUGACACGUGUAAAAUUCAAAACAAUGACAAUACCGCGAACUGUUUAACAUGUCUAAAGCAUCUGCAACAGCCGCAUCAUCAAAGAUUGUCCUCCGUACCCACUUCACCUAUGAUUUUGCCAUGUCCCCCAACACCAGCGCACUCUCCUGCUGCUAUACAAGCUGUAAUAACAUCGCCUCCAAGGACAGUUGCAACUGUGACGGCAGCUAUGGCAAUGCUUACUCUACCUUCAGACAAUAAAAAUGGAAACUUAGAUGAUAAUUCAACGGCAUUCUCCAAAAUUAAUAUGAAAAAUAUUAAGGAUCGAUUCGAUUUUGAUGAGGAUCUUAUCAAACAACACGAAAAGGAUACAGCUCAACAUCAGCAGGAAGAUAUGGAAUGUAAAAUAACACGGCAUAUUGUAAAGAACUUACCUCCUAUACCUAAAUUUCGCAAACAAUCUUUACAACCAAUACGUCAAAGUUUUCCAAUCGUACGACGGUCAUCUGCAACAUCCAGUUCAUCUAUACCAAAUAUGCCCAAAUUAAUGUCUCUAGAACUUUUCAAUCCGGCUACUGACGAUCUAGACAGCGAUUCGAGCGAGGCAUCCACUCCAAACUCAAUUGAUAGUGUUAUUAGUACUGGAAAAUCGAAUUCUACGACAACGACCAUAGAGCAAAGUGAAAAUAUGAAAUCGUCUCCUAAUUUUGAACAAGAUGGGAGCGAUGGUUUACUUUUUGAGCGUACUGUUAAGACAAAAAAACAACAAUAUCAAGAAGAACAACUGAAAACCAAUAACGAUAUUCCACAUAACAUAUUUUUAAAUGAAGAAGACAGUUGUCCUAUACCACCGAACAAAGGCAACAUUAACCUAAGUUCGAAUUCUCUACAAAGGAAAGAACAAGAUUUUGUUGGGUUUGCUGAACAGCUCAAUAUACAGUUGAUGCGAAAAAUUGAGGACAAAAACGAUGUUGAUGAAUGCGUAAGUUUAGAAAUCACGAGCGAAUGUGGGGAUCCUUCAGAUGCACACAUUAAUGUAAAUAAGAAGCGCAGCAAUGAAUUGCGAGAUUUGUCAGCAAUUCGUGAGGAACUUCGAGAACGACGUUUAAUGCUCGCAAAUCUUUCUACGCAGCCAAGCUUACAACAAUCGCCCACUUCUUCUACAUCGUCUUUAUCUUCACAGACACGCAGUUUUACUAUUCAUGAGGAAAACGAAGAAGAAAGUGAUGAACGAAGUUACUCUCUGCAACUCUAUGAAAACUGUAAAAUAUCCAAAAUUAAUUAUAAACGUAAUCGCCCAUAUAAUUUGAAUCCAGAAACCGCUUAUCUGUUGCAAGACGAAGGUGAUAUCUUUGAUGAAGAAGAAGAAAAUGAGCUUGGCCACUUGUUUAAACAUCAUCACUCGAUUGGUCAAGAAACUCAGUAUCAAGCCAAAGAUGAGGUCCAAAUAUAUCCUAAAGCCAUAGAAAGGGCUCCCAGAUGUGAUACUAUAGAAUUGGAAGUGGCAGCUGAGAAGGAAGGCUAUUUCGAAAUUAAAGAUCAACAUGAAAACAAAGAAACUCAAAAAUCUCUCCAAAAUCGACAAUCAACAGAAUCAUGGGGCAAUUCUAAUAGUUCUGCCGGUUCGCUUGAGAGUCCUUCUCAAGGAGGAUCGACAACACACCACCGUUAUUAUCAUGUUUUUCGCGAGGGAGAGCUUGAUGCAUUAAUCAACCACCAUGUAGCUAGUCUGCAUAUAGUCUCCUCAUACUAUGAACGAUCUAGUUGGUGUGUAGUUGCUGAAAAAGUUCAGGUCUGGACUAUAUAAAUAACAUCUAAAACUUCAUAUAAAAUGAAAAUAGAAAAGAAUAGUAAAUAACCGCGGGCCAACUAGUAAUAGCCUUUGAAAAUUCCGCCUCUUUACUCGUGCAUAAAUUUUAUGUGUAUAUGUGCAAACGGAAUUGCUAGUGUGUUCACACGUUCUAGUUCUAAUUCAGCAUAGAUUCUAAUGCUUAAUAAGUAUAUCUCGAAUAUGCAUACACAUAAACUCCUGAGCUUACAUCGAACGAAAUAGUCGCAACGAAUAUUUAUAUUUAAUAAGUAGAUAUUCAUAGCUCAUCGCUUAACAUAUUCUCAUCAUAAAUAUGGAAGUACAUAUUUAUGUAAAUACUGGUGCUUAAGUUUAUUUUGGUAUUAACGAAUUCAUAGAUAUUUUACGUUUAAUUCGAGCGCAGCUUUUCAUUAAAGCAAUGAUUAAUUAUUAAGCUAGUGAGCAAAUUCUUAACGAAUAUGAAAUUGUAAAUACAUGUUUCGUAACACCACUAGCUACUACUAGAUAAAAUAUAGAAAGAUGUAGAAAGUGCAACUUUUUAUGAAAGCCUCUAUUUAUAAUUGUACAUAAAUUUACCUGAUACUAUAAGAUUAUUUUUAACUAGGCGUGAUUAUUUUUCACAAUCAUUUGCAAUACGAGUCCAUAGUUAAUUUUGAUUACUUCGCUGUAGUUUUUCAUCCAAUGCAUGGCGUUGUGUCUAUCAGUUUGUCCAUAUUAUAAAGAAAAAGUAACAGUGUUACUAACAUUGGAAUUUAAAGCGCACGAUCAUUUAUAAAAUACCGUUUUCGUAAGAGUUUUAACUUGUUUUUAUUAAAAGUAAAAAAAAAAAAACAAAUUAUAAUAUAUUCAAAAUAACACAAACAAAACUUUAUUGCUCAUAACAACUGGAAAAGCUUUAACUCUUACAACAAUAGUACUUAAAAAUAAUACUUUUUUUUAAAUAUUUGUAGUCUCUGAUUCUUCUCUGCAUAAUAUAUAAAUUGGCUCACCAUUUUCAACCAAUUUUCAUAAAGUUACAAGUUAUAUUUCUAAUUUCGUUGAAAGGGUUUACCCUCGUUGGAAAAAAAAAUGUUGUGCAAACCUUUUUAUGGUGAUACAGGGUAUUCAAGUUUUGUUCAUCUAACGAUUGUUUGCAAGACCAACGACUAAUUGAGACACAUUUAGAGUUGUAAUAUAUAUAAACGAUGUCGGAUGUUCCGACCAUUUUGGGUCCAAUGUAGAUAUCAGCCAAACUUGUUGAGAGCUACUUUCUUUAGAUCAUUUUCAUACACUGUGAAAAUGGAUAAGUGAAAGGAGAUAAUCACGUCUACUCCUCAUACGUUUAUGUGGAAAACUAUUAAAAGUGCGACAGCUUACUAACUAAAUACGUUGAUCACAUCCAUGACACACAAGGGCCUCAUAGCACCCGUUGCCAAAUUGGAAAAGUAAUUGACCAGUUUUGUGUACAUUCAAGUAUAAUGCCAUCUCACGUCAAAGAAUAAUAAUCGGACAAUAACUUUCAAAUCACCCGAUACUGAAUUUGUGGGCAACAAUGCUUAAGGCUCCCGAAAAUUUCGGUCAAACUGUAAGAUAUGUUAUUGACAUACAGAGCGAACUUAUUUCCGAUAACAAUGUGAUCUAGUCCUCAUAUACUUAACAUAAAGAUUUUACAACUUCCGGUUAACAUUAAACCGUCAAUAUCGGCGAAUAUGUAAGUUAUCGAAUAUACAUAUGUAUUAUUGUGUAUUUCAAAAAUUUGUGAAAUUAUUCAACGAAUUGCCCAAGCUCCCACAUAUUCGUUAUUCUGGCAUAUUUAUGCCGAAUAUGUCGGUUAGUGUUUGAGUUACAUUCAUAAAAAUAAUAUAUAUUUUCCCGCUUUCUGACCACGUAAAUUGCAAGAGUUUAAAAUGUUCGGUUAAACCCGAAUUUAUAAAUGGAUACUAAUAGGAUGAAUGGUGUGGCGUUAAAAAAAAAA
Molecule: messenger RNA, 7308 nt
Organism: Bactrocera tryoni
Lineage: Eukaryota; Metazoa; Arthropoda; Insecta; Diptera; Tephritidae
Gene: fid
Exons: 5
Coding region: 879-5351 (1490 amino acids)
Biological process (GO): tRNA wobble uridine modification
Cellular component (GO): cytoplasm; nucleus
Molecular function (GO): tRNA binding; S-adenosylmethionine-dependent methyltransferase activity
Source: RefSeq, a predicted model, not a curated record